AUGGGAGGGGCCUGGGGCAACCACGGUCGGGAGCCCUCGAGGGGUCGGCGAAUAGUGCAGCUCCUGCAGUGGCUGUGCAGCAGCGCCUGCGAGGAUGGCCCUGCGGCCGUGGCGCGGUGGGCGGAGGCGAAGCGCUCUGGCAGGAGGGCAUCCCAGAGCGUUUCGGCAGGGUACUCGGCGCCCGCAGCGGCAAAGGUCGGGGAACAAGCAAAGCAGAUGAAGGGCGGCGCUGGCACCGAGGCUCUGGAAAAUGCAGUGCUGAUAUUCCUGCCAGGUGUCAAGGAGAUCCAGACGCUGCACGAGGCGAUCCUUGCGACGAGAGAGUUUCGUAGCGAGCCUCAGCGCAGUUGGGUGCUUCCUCUGCAUGGCAUGCUGCCCCCUGACGAACAGCGGUGGGUCUUUGAUAGAGCGCCCCCUGGAGUUCGGAAGGUCGUCAUCGCCACGAACAUCGCGGAGACUGCCAUCACUGUCGACGACGUGAGCAUCGUCAUCGAUUGUGGCCGCAUGAAGGAGAAGCGUUUCGAUCCGGCGAAGCGGAUGGAGUCACUCGAGGACGUUUUGGUCUCCCGCGCCAAUGCGAAGCAGCGGCGCGGCCGCGCCGGCCGCACCCGCCCAGGCGUCGCCUUCCACCUGAUCACGAGCUUCGCGCAUGACAAGGUGAUCGACAGUUUCCAGCCUCCUGAGAUCUCGCGAGUGCCGCUCGAGCGCCUGGUGCUCACCAUCAAGUCUCUCAGGUAUGUCGAGCCUGCCAGCGAGGUCUGCGCACGCCUACUGGAGCCGCCCAAGCUUGUGGCGGUCAAGCGAGCUGUCAGAGAGCUGGUAGAGCUCGAUGCGCUUGACGUCGGAGACGGCGGCGAGAAGCUGACGGCGUUGGGCGUUCACUUGUCAACACUGCCUGUCGAUGUACGCAUUGGCAAGCUGAUCCUACUGGGCACCAUCUUCGGGGUGGUCGACGAGACGCUGACGAUUGCCGCCGCGCUCUCGUACCGGUCGCCCUUCCUCUCACCCUUCGACCAGCGGGACGCCGCAGACGCCGCGAAGCGAUCCUUCACCGUUGGGCAAUCCGACCACCUGGCAGUGCUGAAGGCCUACACGGAGUUUGACCAGACCUCUGGACAAGCGAAGUUCGAGUUUGCCCGGGAGCAUUUCCUCGGGAUCAAGACUCUGCAGUCCAUCACAUCGCCGGACUGA
Messenger RNA from Prorocentrum cordatum, 1191 nucleotides. The record is from the annotation of a GenBank genome assembly. Lineage: Eukaryota; Dinophyceae; Prorocentrales; Prorocentraceae.